CACUCGGAGCAACAUCACCUACUACCAAGACCUUCGAUAUUGUUCUACUUUUUCUUAACAUCUGACAGAAUGCAGGUGCCGAACAGACCAAUGGGAGCUUAUGGAUACCCUAUGCGUAAUUACGCAUCAGCGUCGCUGUACCCGCAGUACCAGGGGAGCCAGUGCACAUCGAUAACGAAGCCUCAGAGUGGGAAAUCGUUCACUAUUGAUGCUUUGCUCGCCAAGCCGGAGGAAAGCAAAAACUGCAGGGCCAGCCCCACUCAGUGCGGAGAGAAAUAUCACCCAGCAGCCCCAGCUCUGCCCUUUAAUGGACACGUAGGCUUACAGAUGGCAGCAGCACCUUACGCUUACUCUCCCAACAUGUUGCACUCUGCGCUCCACUCACAGCCUGGAUAUUCAGUGUACUGCUACCCGCCUUUCACCUACCAGUCAUCGUGUCGGGGAGCAUUUUACGCACAAGCCUCUAUGUCCAAAGUGAAUGCAGGGCUUCACUUGUUCAAAACCAAAGGUGGGAAGUCUAAGCGCAUGCGCACCAGCUUCACCAGCGAGCAGCUCUCCCGGCUGGAGAAGGAGUUUGCCCGGCAGCAGUACAUGGUCGGAUCCGAGAGAUUCCUCCUGGCUUCGGCUCUACAGCUCACAGAAGCUCAGGUCAAAGUGUGGUUCCAGAACAGACGCAUCAAGUGGCGCAAACAGAGUCUGGAGCAGCAGCAGGCCAAGCUAGGCCAAGCUGGGCCUGGCAGCUCCGCCAAAAGCCCCGGAUCUCAGGGCCACGGAGAUGAUGAGGAUGAGGAGUUCUCCGACCUGGACGUGGUGUCUGAUGACUCCACUGACCACUGCUGACCGAACAACACUGGACUUAAUGAGGCUAAGACUUUUGUACAUACUGCUGAGAAAGGAGGAAUGUGUCUCCAAAUAUGAAUAUUUAUUAGAUGUAUAGUUAUAUAUUUAAUUGUCUUGCUCUUUGAUUAGUUCACUUGAAAUGUUUUUUUACAUUUGAAUGACAUUUUUCAGAAAUAUAUUUUAUGACAUCAAUUGCAA
Messenger RNA from Gymnodraco acuticeps, 1038 nucleotides. RefSeq names its product notochord homeobox (gene noto). The coding region runs from base 70 to 840 and encodes 256 amino acids. The record is from RefSeq and is a predicted model, not a curated record. Gene Ontology annotation, biological process: central nervous system development; neuron differentiation; regulation of DNA-templated transcription. Gene Ontology annotation, molecular function: DNA-binding transcription factor activity, RNA polymerase II-specific; DNA binding. Lineage: Eukaryota; Metazoa; Chordata; Actinopteri; Perciformes; Bathydraconidae. The transcript has 3 exons.